AUGGUUUCUAUCGAGCCAAAUACCAUCGUAUCAAAUACUAUCGAUGUGACACUCUACGAUGAAGGCCACACAGCAGCCAGUGUUAUUGUAGAGCGAUUAGAACAGACGACAGAAUUUGCAGCAUAUAAAGUGGACCAUCCCACAGACAAAACAAAUAGCCAAUACAACGUAACUGCACCUGCGACCUAUUACGACUACACCAACUAUUCAGUAAAGCCUGGGAACAUAGACAAAUACAUGAUAACUAGUGUGCUAGGGAAGGGGAAAUACUCUGAGGUAUUUAAAGGGAUUGAAAGAACGUACUCAGAUAAAAAAGAUAGUCUGCAAGAGAGGAGUUCUCGUAUUACAACUAAUAUAAGCAGUACUGUUGUCAUAAAGGUUCUGAAGCCCAUAAAGCCUUCUAAGAUUUUUAGGGAAAUUCUCGUAUUAGAUAACCUAAACCACAAGAACAUUAUAAAGUUAAAGGAUGUAGUUAGUGAUAAAUCCACCAGAACCCACUCUCUUGUGUUUUCAUAUCUGAGCCAUCAAGAUUCCUACACGGCAUUUGAGAGCUGUGAUUUGCAAGAAUGUAUAGAAUAUUCUAGACAGAUUCUUGAAGGGCUAGCUUAUGCUCAUUCCAAAGGAAUUAUGCAUCGGGAUAUAAAACCAGGAAAUAUAAUUAUCAGCGAUGAUUUGGGGAAUAUAUCGAAUACUAAGACAUUUUUAAAAAUAAUUGACUGGGGAUUGGCAGAAUUCUACCAUCCAAAGAAAGACUAUUCCGUAAGGGUGGCUAGCAAAUUCUAUAAAAGCCCAGAGCUCCUACUAGACUAUCCAUAUUACGACUAUUCCCUGGAUAUUUGGGCAUUCGGAUGUAUUUUGGCAGAAAUGAUAACGAAAAAACAACCAUUUUUUUAUACAAAAAGAAAAAGUAGUGUCUUGAUAAAUACUGAAAUUAGUAAAUGCCAAAUUAAGACACCACCCAACUCUACUUCUUCACAAAAUAAUCUGGUUAACCAUCAGACUAUUGAUAAAAAAGUUUUUCGUAAUGAGCAUUUAUCUAGUAAUGUUCAUAACACCUCCAUGAGUACACUUAAGAAGAAUGAUUCCAUUUUGGGUGAGAUAGUGAGGAUUUUGGGAAAGGAGGAUUUAAGAAACUACAUAGCAAAAUAUGAGAUAAAUAUCAACAAAAAUAAUGAAGCAAUUAUAGAUAGAAUCAGUGGGUGUGAGAAAAGACGUGAUUUGAGAGAGUUUGUUGAGAAUGAAACGUUUUUGUCGAUAGUUGAAGUAUUGGAAAGUAUAUUUGUGUAUGAUCAUAGAGAUCGACCCACGGCAGAAGAGUUAUUGAGGCACAAAAUCUUUCAAUGA
Messenger RNA from Medioppia subpectinata, 1344 nucleotides. The record is from the annotation of a GenBank genome assembly. Lineage: Eukaryota; Metazoa; Arthropoda; Arachnida; Sarcoptiformes; Oppiidae.